AGAGAGCGACAGAGCAGGAGGAGAGUGGACUGAGAGAGCAGCACAUUGUUCACACUCCGCUCAAGAUACUUAUCUGUCUCUACAUCAGGGAAUAGGACAACACAUCAAGCGAACACUUUAGAGAUACCUUUUCUGAUUACUGCAGAGAAAUGGCAGCCUUUAACUGCUCUUUUGAUGUAAUGGCUGAAAAAGGCGGAUGGCUUUGUCCUCUGGGGGAAAAGUGUGUCAAUCUGACCUCUGAUGCAAACGGCAGCCAUAUUGAACUGGAUGAUGCCUGUCUGUCGGACGAAAGCUACCUGGAGAAGUAUUUAGGGCCUCGUCGAUCAUCUGUGUUCCUCCCUGUCUGCCUCACGUACCUGUUCAUUUUCCUGGUAGGUGUCAUGGGGAAUGUGCUGACAUGCACUGUCAUCGCACGCAACAAAGUCAUGUGGACGCCAACAAAUUACUACCUGUUCAGCCUGGCAGUGUCCGACCUGCUGGUGCUGCUGCUCGGUAUGCCAUUAGAGCUGUAUGAGCUGUGGCAGAACUACCCCUCCCUCCUGGGGAAGGGUGGCUGCUACUUUAAAACGUUCCUAUUUGAGACUGUUUGCCUGGCAUCUAUCCUGAACGUAACAGCGCUGAGCGUAGAGCGUUACAUCGCUGUGGUGCACCCACUACGGGCAAAAUAUGUUGUAACACGCACCCAUGCUAAGAGGGUCAUCCUUACGGUUUGGGGGGUGUCUGUGUUGUGUGCUUUACCAAACACAAGUCUACAUGGGAUCGACAUCCUUCAUACUCAAUUCACCGGUCCUGCUGGGAACAUAACAAGAGAGUUCCCCGACUCAGCCAUGUGUACUCUAGUGAAACCGCCCUGGAUGUACAACCUGACCAUCCAGGUGACCACCUUCCUAUUUUUCUUCCUGCCCAUGCUCACUAUCAGCGUUCUCUACACGCUCAUUGGGCUGCAGCUUAAGCGGGAGAAGAUGUGUCACACACUGGAGGCGAAGACAGUCUUUGGACAGGACAGCUUCUGUAACAUUCGGACACAGCAGCAGAAGGCCCGUCGCCGGCAGGUCACUAAAAUGUUGUUUGUUUUAGUGGUGGUUUUCGGGAUCUGCUGGGCCCCGUUUCACACUGACCGUCUCAUGUGGAGUUUCAUCAAUAACUGGACUGACAACCACCUGCACAUCUUUCAGUACGUACACAUCAUCUCCGGAGUGUUUUUCUACCUCAGUUCGGCCGUCAACCCGAUCCUGUACAACCUCAUGUCCACACGUUUUAGAGAAAUGUUCAAAGAGGUCAUGUGUCAUCGGCCCCACGACAUAAUUCCCAGAAAACACUCACUCAGUGUCACCCGUGUGACGCUCCGCAGCACCCUGAGUGACGCUCCGCUGAACAGUGGAGCUGCUGUCAUUGAAGCCGAGGCAGAAGAUGGAGAAGUGAGGAUAAAAGGUGAAACUUCUUUUUCGUGUUAAAAACAACUUAAAGGGGGUGUGAAUGGGGAUGAAUUGCUGUGGAUGGCAUGCUAUUGUGUUCUGAUCCACUGCAUCGAUCUGUCAUCCACUUUGAGGUGCAUUAGCUACCAACUACCAAAAACAGAGUCUGAGUGGAAAAACAGAAAAGCCGGAGCUGUCAGGCUGCAGUGUUAGGACCCGAUCAUUUUGCAAAAGGUUAUGCUUUCUGCUCGUUAUUUUGUGUUGUUGUUGUGUUGCAACCACAACAUCACCUUACCUAACCUUUAUUUUAGCUAAACUCACAGAUUAGUACCAGACGCUCAGUGAUGCAGAAACAGAAAGCUUAAAGCCUCACUAGUUGAAAACAAUAUCAGGGGUUGCGAGCUGAUUAAAAGUGCUCUGUCUUAUUGAGGCCUGAAUGAACUAUUCUCCUUUGAAAACUUUAAAAGCAGAUUACUACUAUUUAAAAAAUGCCUGGGCAGGCUUAUAUCAAUACUCAAGCUCUCUGAAAUAAUACAGGAUAGCAUAUAGACAGGAAGGAGAGACUUGUCACAACUGGUAUUUGAGCAAAUUAUCCUUUGAGAGAGAGAGAGAGAGUGAAGAGCACUGGAAAAUAAUUGCUUGUUGACCGGCAUGAAGAAAGGCCGCUCUGAUGUAAACUACUUUGCAGGGCUUAUGAUUUAGCCUGAACCUGAUCCCUUUCCUUCUACACCCUGAACACUCAUGCCUGCAACACACAUGACGGCCAUGCCAACACAUGUGUUGGUAUCGUGCCACAUGUGUGUGUUGCAGCCACUUUAAGCUAUGAAUCAGAAAGAUGGAUACAGCUAUGAAUGUAAAUAUAGAUCCUAUAUGUUAUCAAACUAUUUAGUGCUGCUUUUAAGGAUCUUCUGUUUUAUAUGUUAUUACAAAAAUCCUGGAAUUAGUCAAGUUGAAAAGUAUCAGGUGGAAAAAAUGAAUCCAAAAGUUGUUCCAUGCCAACAAGAAAUGUUCAAAUGUUAUGGACUUGUUUUAAAAAACAGUACAGGAAUGUCAAUACAAUGGUGCAAAACGUAAUUUCUUUAUUAUACUGCUACUGUUAUUGUAAUGUAAUGUGUGAGCCGAAAUGUGCUAAAGUGUAAUAUCAAAGUGUUUGGGCAUUA
Molecule: messenger RNA, 2575 nt
Organism: Trematomus bernacchii (emerald rockcod)
Lineage: Eukaryota; Metazoa; Chordata; Actinopteri; Perciformes; Nototheniidae
Gene: nmur1a
Product: neuromedin U receptor 1a
Exons: 3
Coding region: 150-1454 (434 amino acids)
Biological process (GO): G protein-coupled receptor signaling pathway
Cellular component (GO): plasma membrane
Molecular function (GO): neuromedin U receptor activity
Source: RefSeq, a predicted model, not a curated record